AUGAAUAAUCAUCACGAUCAAUCAUUGGAUGACUUUCUUCAAGAUCACGCGAAGAAUUCAAUACCAAAAUAUCCUAAAGUGGGUAAGUUAUAUAACGUAUCUCUACCCGCAAAUUUCACAGGGAUGGAAGUUUCGGUUGUCCACCUCCAAAGCUCGAGUGUUUGGGCUCGUGGAGCUAAUUUAGGUCAUUUUCAAGUUCCUCCAAGAAUAAUUCCUAAGCCGAAUGUCACAUCACUAGAUAUGGUGUUUUCAAAUUUAGGAAAUUGGUCAUCUUAUUAUUACAAUAUGCCAAAUUACGCUUUUGUUACCCCGGUUCUUGGUUUUAGUGCCUACGGUGUAAGCUACACGAAGGAUCAAGAUGGUCAUCUUACAUCUACCGUCACCAAACUAGAGUUACCUCUCAUUCGCAAGCCAAUUAUGGUUCACUUUCCUUCGGUGUGGCUCCCUCAAGGGAAAUGUGUCAAGUUUUACUCAAAUGGACUGACUAUGAUAACCAACAUGUCAUUAUCCCGCACAUGUGAGGUGUGGGGCCAAGGGUAUUUCGGGAUUGUCGUGCAAACCCCAUCGUCACACGAUAUAUGGAAAAUGUGGGUGAUCGGUAUUGGUGUCGGGUGCAUUGGAUUUUUCUUGUUUGGGUUAGUUUUAUUUAAGGUAAUUAGAUUUGUCGAGAAAAGAAAAAUUCAAAAAAUGGAGAUAAAUUCCGAAAAAAGCGAGGUUUUAGAUACAAAAUAUGUUGGACAUAGUAGAAUGCCUUGUGCUUUUGGGAUAAGAACUCAACCUGUUCUUGAGACUGAUUACUUUCCUUAA
Molecule: messenger RNA, 807 nt
Organism: Helianthus annuus (common sunflower)
Lineage: Eukaryota; Viridiplantae; Streptophyta; Magnoliopsida; Asterales; Asteraceae
Exons: 1
Coding region: 1-807 (268 amino acids)
Cellular component (GO): membrane
Source: RefSeq, a predicted model, not a curated record